UUUAAUAUAACCUUCUUUCAGACGUUGUUUAAUUCACCGAUUGAAGAGAACGGGGAGUUGCAGGAUUCUUUUUGCCUUAAUUUUGUUGAUUACGAAUAUACUAAUUUAAGCAAUUUGAAAAUUAAACAUGAAGUGGUUCCUUUUCUUUGUAGGGCUACUUUUAAUAUCAGGACUUUGCUUGGCUGAUGAUACCACAACAGAAGAAGAAGCAGAGAUUAAGGUUGAUCAAGAUAUAGGGAGUAGUCGAGAAGGUUCAAGAACUGAUGAUGAAGUGGUGCAAAGGGAAGAAGAAGCCAUUAAGUUAGAUGGCUUAAAUGUUGCUCAGGUGAAAGAAUUGAGAGAAAAAGCUGAAAAGUUUGUGUUUCAGGCCGAAGUGAAUAGAAUGAUGAAAUUGAUCAUAAAUUCAUUAUAUAGAAAUAAAGAGAUUUUCUUGAGAGAGUUGAUUUCUAAUGCUUCGGAUGCUCUUGACAAAAUAAGAUUGCUUUCUCUCACAGAAAAUGAGGCAUUAAGUGCAACAGAAGAAUUGUCUAUCAAAAUAAAGCUAAAUUUUUCUUUUCAGUUUGGUGUUGGUUUCUAUUCGGCCUUCCUUGUGGCAGAUAGAGUUGUGGUGACAUCCAAACAUAAUGACGACAAGCAGUACAUUUGGGAAUCUGAUUCUGGAUCAUUUUCAAUUGUUGAAGACCCACGAGGAGACACCCUGAAAAGAGGCACCACAGUCAGUCUCUACCUAAAGGAAGAAGCUAGAGAUUUCCUAGAAGAAGAUACCUUGAAACAACUGAUUAAGAAAUACAGUCAGUUCAUAAAUUUCAACAUAUAUUUAUGGACUAGUAAGACUGAGACAGUUGAGGAACCUGUUGAAGAGGAUGAAGAGGAAGAUGUUAUAAAAGAAAAGCCUGAUGGUGAGGAAACUGAGGAGGAUGGUAAAGUGGAAGAGGAAAAGGAAGAAAAACCUAAAACUAAAAAGGUUGAGAAAACCACGUGGGAUUGGGAGCUUAUGAACUCUUCCAAACCUAUCUGGCAGAGAAAGCCAGCAGAUAUAAAUGAAGAUGAAUACAAAGACUUCUACAAAUCAAUUACUAAAGACACAUCAGACCCUUUAACAAAAACUCACUUUAUUGCUGAGGGAGAAGUCACUUUUAAGUCUGUACUGUAUAUUCCUAGUUCACAGCCAACAGAAACCUUCAACAGAUAUGGAUCUAAAGUUGAUCACAUUAAGCUAUAUGUCAGAAGAGUCUUUAUUACAGAUGACUUCCAAGAUAUGAUGCCAAAUUACUUAAACUUUAUCAGGGGUGUGGUUGAUUCUGAUGACUUGCCUCUAAACGUUUCUCGAGAAACUCUCCAACAGCAUAAGCUAUUGAAAGUUAUUAAGAAAAAAUUAGUCAGAAAAACAUUAGACAUGAUUAAAAAGAUCCCAAAAGAAGAUUAUGAAAAAUUCUGGAAAGAAUACAGCACAAAUGUGAAGCUCGGAAUUAUUGAGGACCCUACAAACAGGACCAGACUUGCAAAACUGUUAAGAUUUAUCUCUUCCAAUGACCCAGAAAAGCUUACUUCAUUAGCUGAAUAUGUGGAGAGAAUGAAAGAAAAACAGGAACAUAUAUACUACAUAGCUGGUUCUAGCUUAGAGGAGGUAAAAAAAUCUCCAUUUGUAGAACGUCUUUUAAAGAAAGGUUAUGAAGUUUUAUACCUUACUGAGCCUGUAGAUGAAUACUCUGUCUCUGCUCUUCCUGAGUUUGAAGGCAAAAAGUUCCAGAAUGCUGCUAAAGAUGGAUUGAAAUUAGAUGAAAGUGGGAAGGCUAAAGAAAGGCUUGAAGAUCUUGAAAAAGAGUAUGAGCCACUAACUAAAUGGUUACAAGAUGAAUCACUUAAAGAUAAGAUUUUGAAAGCUAAGAUUUCUCAGCGUCUUCACAACUCUCCCUGUGCUCUAGUGGCCAGUCAAUUUGGCUGGACAGGAAACAUGGAAAGGUUAGCUCGAAGUAAUGCACACAGCAAGACGUACGACACAACCCGGGACUACUAUCUCAGUCAAAAGAAAACAUUAGAAAUAAACCCAAGGCAUCCACUGAUAAAGGAGCUCAAGAAGAGAAUUGAGGAUGACAAAGAUGAUCCCACAGCUAAGAACAUGGCCAACAUCAUGUUUGAGACUGCCACUUUGAGGUCAGGAUAUAUUUUAGAUGACACUUUUUCCUUUGCUGAGAGAGUAGAGACUUUACUGAGAAAGACACUAGGAGUUCCAGAAGAUGCCCAGAUUGAAGAUGAACCAGAACUGCCAGAAGAAGAAGAAGAGGCUGAAAAGGAAGAGGAAGUUGAUGCAGAUGACGAAGGUGAAACUGAAGAUAAGCCAGAGGAUCACGAUGAACUAUGAUCAUUCCCCUAUCCCAUCAUUAAUCAUCAUUUCACUAAUGCACCUGUUCAUGAUUCUUUGAAGCUGAAGAAACAGAAAAGGUUCCAAUUUGUAGUGACACCAGUUAUUACUUUAUAUCCCAUAAAGUUAUUUACUUUGUGUGAAUUGUAGCUCUUUCUUCUGGUUAGAGCAUACUAUGUGAAUAUUAAACUUAACCACAUUCAAGUGUUUUCAUCUUGUAAAAAUAAACUGGCGUACAAUAAAACAAGUGUAGCUACAUAUUAAAUUUUCACACCAGAAUUAAAAUUACUAUAAAAUUGA
Molecule: messenger RNA, 2662 nt
Organism: Limulus polyphemus (Atlantic horseshoe crab)
Lineage: Eukaryota; Metazoa; Arthropoda; Merostomata; Xiphosura; Limulidae
Gene: Gp93
Product: endoplasmin-like
Exons: 16
Coding region: 128-2362 (744 amino acids)
Biological process (GO): protein folding
Molecular function (GO): ATP hydrolysis activity; ATP-dependent protein folding chaperone; ATP binding
Source: RefSeq, a predicted model, not a curated record